This is a messenger RNA of Aspergillus luchuensis, 4683 nucleotides long. RefSeq lists its product as uncharacterized. The record is from RefSeq and is a predicted model, not a curated record. NCBI's taxonomy places the organism in Eukaryota, Fungi, Ascomycota, Eurotiomycetes, Eurotiales, Aspergillaceae. The transcript has 4 exons. Bases 1 to 4683 code for a protein of 1560 amino acids.
AUGCCCGAGGAUUCCAGCGAAAAUGUGGGAGGAACAGGCUCAACUGCCUUUGCGCGUGCGCUGGAAGAAUAUAUCAACAAACCCCGAUCGGCGAGAAGCAAGACCCCCCAUUUUCUCAAAAAAUUGCAAGAACAACAACGUUCCGGCGCAAACCUUACUGGAGAUGCCGUCAAAAAAGAUCUAUUUCUUUUGGACCGCCAGGCGACAGAUCGUACAGCCGCUCGUGCCGCUCGCAAGAUCUUGGGACCGGUUAUACAGGUGCUGAAUACCUACUCAGGAAUUGUCGAAACACUGGUCUCAGCAGAUCCAAUGCCUACGGCUAUCAUAUGGGGCUGCUUGAAGUCUGUGAUUGACUGCUCCCAGAGGUUCCUUGAACUCUACGAAAAGAUAUCCGAUCAGAUCAAACGCUUAAACACACACAUCACCGUGCUUACAGAAUAUGAAGAUUUAUUCGAUCACUCCGCUACGAUGCGGGAGCUAUUGCAAGCAUCGUAUAUCGACAUCAUUCGGUUUUGGCGAAGGGUUGACAAGGAGUGUAACCGCUGCGUGGCUAAUCGUGCCUUUCGAGCGAUCGCCCCUUUCAGUACAGAGAAGCUCGAUGGCAUUAUCACGAGCAUCGGAGAUACGGCCGACAGCAUGAGUCGUCUUAUUCCUGCCGUUCAGGAACGCCUAGACAGAGGAGAGCGGGAAAAUGCAGCCGAGGAGCGUCGGCUUGCCGGUAUCGCGCGAGAAGAACAAGCAGCACUUAUCCAAAUGUAUGCGGAAGAGACGGAGAAACGGAAAGAAGAAAGGAGACUACAAAGGCAGGAAGAGGUACGAAAGUGGUUGCGAGAUGGGACUAUGCCACUGAAUGGGAGCAACUUUCGCCACCGUGACAGCAAGCUGGCGCAACGAAGCCCAGGCACUUGUGACUGGGUAUUUGAGCAUGCGACUUUUAAGGUUUGGAUGGACAAAGAUAGCCCAGCCUCUCAGGUAUGGGUGAAGGCAUCUCCCGGAGCUGGAAAGACUGUAUUGACUGCGUCUGCUGUUGAAAAGCUGGAAGCGACCAGCGCUGAAAACGCUGCCGUCAUAUACCAUUACUUUACUUUUGAUGAAGAAUUUCCAGCCUUAUUGGUCUAUCGCUGCCUUGCAGAGCAGCUUGUCAACCGACUGGGAAAACAAACCGGCGACGUGCCCAAGGACAUCCACAAAUCUACACAGGAAGGGGCUACAACCGCUAAUAUUGAAGAUGUCAAGCAAGUGAUCAGAAUGCUCCUGGAAGAAAUGGCCGUUACCUACAUCUUUCUCGACGGGCUUGAUGAGGAGUGCGAGACAGAGAACAGAAAGAAAGAGCUUUGCAAGGUGUUGGAAUUUUUUGGGGAGCUGAGCCGUGCUAUGCCACGUCGCCUGCGCAUUUGGUACAGUUCUCAGCACCGCACCUGUCUCGAUGCUCCCCUCAGUAGCCUUCCAUCAAUCGAGAUCACGAAGGAGUUAAAUAGCCACGACAUUGAGCACUAUCUACUAGACAAGAUCGAGGACCUGAAAAGUCUCGAGUUUGAUGCAGGGUACAUCAGGUUGAUUAUUGGUGAUCUGCGCGAGAAAGCCGACGGAUGCUUUUUGUGGGCAUCACUGAUGUUAGACUCUAUGUCGGACGCAGUGACCCUUCAUAAGGUUCAAAGUAUCAUUGAGGAAGGUCUUCCCGACAGCUACGAAAAGUACUACCAGAGAAAGAUGGACAGCAUCCGGCCUGGUCUGAAGGAAUUCGUUUCGAUUAUUCUAUCCUGUAUCGUGCAUGCAAAGCGUCCAUUACGUCUGGAUGAGCUUUGUGAAUGUACGGCGAUGGUGAAAGCCAUUGAAGGACAGAAUAUUGAUAGGAGCCAAAAGAUCAAGAAAAGCAAGGUGCUGGAGCUAUGCCAACCACUUGUCCAGAUCCAUGAAAGUGAUGGGCCAGCCGGCACCAUCUCUAUUUGCAUGCUGACUCAUGGCUCGGUCAAAAAUUUUCUGUUGAAGAACCCAGGGAUCUUGGCAAACAACUCCAACCCACCAGCAUAUGCGCUCACAAAUGAUGUUUUGGCAAAUGUAUGCCUCAAGUAUCUCCUGCAGCCACGGUAUCAGCAACUUCUUACUAGGGAGGGCGAAACAUUCGUCGAUUGUGAUGGGGAGGACAUUCUUAAUCACCAUCUUCUCUCCUAUGCCGCCAAAUACUGGGAUAAGCACCUGGAUGGCGUCAAUUAUUCAUUGGACUAUUGCCAGAAAGCCUCAAGCUUUAUCCGAAGCCCACAGUUCUUCACAUUGUUACAAGUCCAGAGUCUCUUUGUCGACGGUCAAUUUCGCUUCUGGUACAGUACUUACCGUCCAUGGGCUGGCAGACAUAUCAAGCGCGUAUUCCCUCAUUGGUUGGAUGAUAACUGCAAUGAGCCCUUCGCAAAGGACUAUGCAUCCUUUGUGGGUGAGUGGGGACCACUAUUGGACCGUGAGACAAGCAUCACGGGCGCCUUCGCAGGCGAAAUCGAUCGAUGCUUUCCUGGGGCAUUGGGACCCAACAACUACCUUCACAAGGGACCCAGCCGUUACCGAAGUCUAAUGUUUACGGCAGAGACUGAGCCGACUGAGCCCCCAAUUCGAUGCUUUGAAGGGGUUGACGAAACGGGAAGGUAUUUGACAGUACUGAACCUGGAAAAGGUUAGCGAAGACGGGCUGCAAUUUUGUUGCGAGCAUUGGCAUCUGAAUGGUCGCAAACCCGAGCUUCAAAGAACUCAAAAGUUGUAUGCAUCCGCCUCAACCUGGUCUCUUUACGAGUAUCCCUUGACGGAGAAUGUUCCGGGCCGACCUCGUCUGGUUUCCUUCACUAAAGACUUGAAAUUCAUUCGCAUUGGGUCUCAGCUAUUUGUCAAGGGCGUGGAUCAUGAUUAUACGCCCCUACCUGUGACUGAUCCCGACGAAGACUAUUUCGAUGAAAUGGCCAGCAACAACCAUAUGGUUGCUGUGUCAACAAGACGACAGAUCUCCAAGUCAGAUGUGGAAAUUCCAGGGGCAGUUACUGGCGAUGUGAGAAUUGUUGACUAUGCGGAUAUAGCGAUUCAAAAGCGAGAAGAAGAGGUAAGCGAGUUGGAUCAAAGAAGUACGGCCGCCCCAACUUCAACUGCCGAUACACAGCCAACUCCUACCGUUACGAAAAGCAGUGAUGAUGACAGCGAUAGUGGGACCAUUGACACCGAUAUCACAUCAGAGUCUUCAUUGAAAUUAGAAGACCCAGAUGAGUUCCAACCAUCGACCGAGAAAGACAAGGCGCUGGAGCUCGCAACAAAGGUGUCGAAUUAUACAGACGAACUCAUGAAAAGCUCUUCCGAGUCUGCCGGAAAUUCGGCUUAUACCUCCUGGAGCGAGGGAUCCACUGAUCUUGAUGAUGAGAUGGAGGACGAAGAGCAAUGGAAUGAUUGGGAUCUCGAGCAUCUGGAACUGGAAGAGCUCGACGUCGAAGAGAAGGGAAGCUUUCUUGGCAGCGACAACGACGGAUACAGCAGCGGUGAUGAGAGGAAAGAUGCUUUGGAACUACAUGAUGAUCUCGCGAGUGAACUAUCGGAGUCAGAUAACGCGAGUGACGCAUUGGAAAAAAGAAGUGAUAUGCUACCAUUGGACUCUGAUGGUAGUGAUGUUGAGAGUGUUGGUUCUUCGACGAACUACAGCGUCUCUAGCAGCGAAUAUGGCUCGGAUGAUGAAAACCGUGGCAUACUCGAAAACAUGAUGACUGGAAAUAAGACCACGAGCACCGAAGGGACUCGUCGCACAAGCAUUCAAGUGUACGAUGCUACCAGAAAAGAACGCAUCCCCGUAUUCCACUUUACCUGCUUUAUUAAAGACAGGUUGUUCGACUCACCUCCGGUGUUCCACCCUUCCAAGCCCCUCCUGGUCUGGCCACUGGGCGACAGGGAGAUUCUGUUUGCCAACUAUGAGAAGAACACGUAUUUUACACGCGGGCUAUGUCGGUCGGGCUAUGGCAGCUGCCACAUCUUCAUUAAGGCACACUUCUCGAGUGACGGUCGGCACCUGCACCUCGCGGCAUUGGAAGCUCGCGAGGCUGCCAAAUCAGACAAGGAAGAAGCCUCUGUACUUCUCAGCCUGCAGGUCUCAACACACCGACUCUCCGAGCACAAGACUGCUAGUAGUCCGCCUCGAAUGAUCUUUCGCACCACUGUUGAGCUCGGUAACACCCCUAAGUUGUCCGUGUCCAAUCUCCCUCACUUCCUAACAUGGAGCGACACACAUCUUUUCUUCACAAGCCGCAACAACAAGCUUGAUGUCCUUCGAAUUCCUCUCUUUCGCCCCCCGGGCGACAACGUGGACCUGAACAUCUGCUCCCUACAGGAACCCAUAUUUUUGCCACGCUCGGUCGAAGCACGAAACAUGUACUUCUUCCCAUCUCAGGAAACAACGAAGAAAUCUUCACGAAAGAAGGACAUGAAAUCAGGAACACUUAUUCUAGGUGCACAGACAUGUCUCCCAAGCCAGGGAAUACUGGUACCCCGGCACAUGUGUUAUCCCCCGAUCGCGGUAUUUCUGCGUGAGGACAAAGAUUUGGUCUGGGCUUGCAGGUCGAGUGUUGAUGAGGGUAGAAAGAUUAACAAUGCCUGUGGCAGGUUGAGGGGGAAGUUCGAGUCGUUUGAUCACAACGAGGAUUGUGAUAUUAUCCCGUAUUUGUUUUGA